AUGGUGUUCCCCCUGCCAGUGCCGAGCUUCGCCGCUCCCCUCCGCAACAGCAGCAGCAGCAGCAGCAGCAGCGAUGUUCAUGCGAUUAGCGAGAAGAAAGGCGGGGGAGGAGCUCUCCCUAAGAAUACGGCUGUGACUUCGGCUGUGACGUCGACUUCGACCACCCUCGCCGAAGCCCUGCGCAACAACCCCUUUGGGAAUACCUCGCGGUCCCGCGCGCUCGAGGCGCUGGCGCUCGUUCGCCAGGAGGACGAGCAGCAGCGGGAGCUGCAGGAACUCAACAGCGCCCUGGUCACGCUGGCGCAGCUGUUCCCCGACGUGCAGAUCGAGGUCUUCCGCGAGCUGCUGACUCGCUUUGACGGGAAGAGCCGGCUUCAGGUCUGCGUCGAGCAGCUGCUGAGGCACAAGAAGGAAUGGGUGCGGGGGAGAUGGAACGUACCGGUGGAGCAGACGGAGGGUAACGAGGGGAGGGAAGCUGCAAGAAUUGCUGGAGACGACGUCAGUCUGGUGCCUCCUGAAGAGCAGUUCCGGAGUGAGGAAUACAAAGCCGCCGUCAAGGCCGCGCUGUCCAAGGAGUUCAGCGCGUUGAGUCGCAGCACGGUCGACGCGGUGCUCGCAGAGGCCAAUUUCUCCUACACCCGUGCCCGCCCGACGCUGCAGGAGCUGUCUCGCAAGAGCUGGCGGGCCACUUUCAACAACCUCUUCCCCUCCUUCAAGCGCAGAAAGGACAAGGACGACCAUCCGAUGUUGAGCUGGAAUCGCACUGCGGACGGCGAUCUGGUGCCGCGGCUGAAGGAGACGGGAUGUAAGGAGCUGGACCAGGAGCUGUACGACACUCUCGUGGCGCCGAUCCUCCGGCAGAAGCGCGAGGCGCAGGAGAGUCGGGAUUUGCAGCUGGCGGAGGAACUGAACGAGAGCGAAGCCAAAGCGGUGGGCGCGCUCUACGAAUGCGAAUGCUGUCUCGCGGACGUGACGUUUGAGCAGAUCGCGACCUGCUCGGCCAGCGCACACAUUAUCUGCUACAGCUGCAUCCGGCGGACGCUCCACGAGGCGCUGUUUGGCCAGGGCUGGGACAAGUCCAUCGACCCGGGCAAGUCGACGCUGAAGUGUCUGGCCCCGUUAACUCAUGGGUCGUGUGAGGGCUCUCUGGACCCGGAGCGCGUGAAGAGCGCCAUCCUAUCGGACAAAGCGGGCUUCGAGACGUUCCGCAAGUUCGAGGACCGGCUGGCCUCGGAGGCGUUGCUCAAGUCGCAGUUGAAGCUGGUCCGCUGCCCGUUCUGCUCGUACGCCGAAGUCGACCCGGUAUAUCACCCGCCGGCCGGGGGGAUCGCGUGGCGAUUCCGACUCCGCCAGAGGAAGAAUAAUCUGUGGGUUACCAUCUUGAUGACCAUUUUCCUUCUCGAUCUGAUACCCUUGCUUAUCAUACCCGUUAUCGUCCUGUAUAUCUUUUGUCCGCCCGCGCCCGCCGCGAUUUUCCGGACUUCGCUACGCAAUCUGGGGCUGCGGACGCGCAGUCGGCGGUUCUCGUGCCGGAAUCCGUCCUGCGGGCGCGCCAGCUGCAUCACCUGCCACAAAGCGUGGCGUGACCCGCACGUCUGCGAUGAGCCGCUGUUGCAGUCGUUGCGGACGACCGUCGAGGCGGCCCGGACGGCAGCGAUCAAGCGGACGUGUCCGCGAUGCGGGCUGUCGUUCGUCAAGUCGUCUGGCUGCAACAAGCUGACCUGCGUGUGCGGGUAUUCGAUGUGCUAUCUCUGCCGGAAGGCGUUAGGCCGGCCUGUUCGGGCUGAACCACGAUACUACAACUACGAAGGCGACGAAGAAGAGGAGGAGGAAGAGGAGGAAGGAGAAGGCUACAAGCAUUUCUGCGAGCACUUCCGCAUCAACCCCGGGACGCGCUGCACAGAAUGCAACAAAUGCGACCUCUACCUAGCAGAGGACGAAGAGGCCGUGGCGCAGCGAGCAGGCGAGAAAGCAGAACGCGAGUGGCUGCGACGUCAGGGACUGGCCAAGUCGGACGUAGCAGUAUCAUCGGGAAACAACACGGGCGAUGGGAAGGGUUCCGACGAAGCGUCCGCCUGGGAGUGGGAUUCCCAGCUAACGACCAGUCUGAGCAGCCUUCAGGGCAAACAGCCCUGGCGUCGACGAUGGCGAUACUGGCUGGUAGAUGUCUGGCGCGAGGGGCAGUGGCGAUGCGAGGUACAAGCGGCAGUAGACUGGGUGGUGGAGAGGGUGAUUGAGGUAUCUGUAUAA
Rasamsonia emersonii CBS 393.64 is the source of this 2250-nucleotide messenger RNA. Its product is annotated as RING finger protein (Zin). Bases 1 to 2250 code for a protein of 749 amino acids. The record is from RefSeq and is a predicted model, not a curated record. The transcript has a single exon. NCBI's taxonomy places the organism in Eukaryota, Fungi, Ascomycota, Eurotiomycetes, Eurotiales, Trichocomaceae.